GUUAUUUGCCAGAGCUGGAAGUGUCCUAUAAGCCUCAGUAUCCACCUUUCCCAUUUGGAUUGAGCUGUAGAGGACACCAAGGAGCAGCAAAACCCCACCGGGGAUAAAGGAGGUAAGUCUUCAGGAUGCAGAAGGUUUAGAUGCCUCCAAGAGUGGGAUGAGAAGUGGGGACUAAACCUGGGAGUGGGGGAGAUGGCAGUAAACGUGGCACAAGAAAGGAAGUCAGGAAUCCUGCAUUCUAGCACCAUAGCUUCUUGCUUUGUUUUGUUCCAGUUGUUUAACAUUUGGGAAGUUAACCCUGUAUCAUGCUGUAAGUCUUGGACAUAUGCGUGUGAGGGUCUGCGGAUUGGGACUUGCUCCCUCAAAAGAAAAAAAAGAGAAAGAGGUGAACAAAGUCAAGGUAUGAGGGGACUGCAACGUCUCUGUUAAGGAGCUCAAAGUCUGAGCUGCCCACUUUCAGCUUUAGUGGAAAGUCAGAUGUUGGAAGAUUCCAGCUCAAGGAAUUACACAACCGGCCUUGUCAUUCCCCUAGACCUGCUCAUCUUUACUGGAAUAAUAUUCCUUCUGUAUGAAGAUUGGUAAGGUGAAAUUGGUACCAUCAAAAACAUUGUCGCAAAGGCACAUGUAUGUUCUUUUUUUGGGUGAACAUUGUUGUCGACAUACAAACAUGCAUUUGGUGCACGUCCAUACAUAAAUAAUUUUAUUUGUAUGCCACAAUUUAAACCAUGCUCCAUGUGGCUUGAAACAUGAGAAAAAUGCAGAACAAAAGUAGACAGAAACAAUAAAUAAAAAUGUCAAAAAAUACACAUCCAAACUGAACAAUUUUCACAUAAAUCACAAGAUCUAAAAUAAUGAUUCAAAAAACAAACAAACAAACAAAAACCACCAGCAGCAACAGAAGCAAUAGCAACACCCCUCUCAAACAAUAGAUAUAUGACCUCUCUUAUUGGACUUCUGUGAAUGUUUGCUUGCUGAUAGAGUCGUACCUUGGUUUUAGAACAGCUUAGUUCCCGAACACUUUGGCUCCCGAACGUCUCAAAGUGACUGUUCCGGUUUGCAAACUAUUUUUGGAGGGGGAACGUCUGACAGGGCUUCCGUGGCUUUUGAUUGGCUGCAGGAGCUUCCUGCAGCCAAACAGAAGCAGCAAUUUAGUUUUCAAAAUUUUUGGAAGUUGAAUGGACUUCCGGAAUGGAUCCUGUUCGAUUUUCAAGGUACAACUGUACAUUUAAAAUGUUCCUAUGCUUUCAGGAUCAGUGCUGGUUUUUGUGGGCUCCAGGUAGAGGUGUGCAUUGAUCCCACUGUCAUGGCUCCUUUCCUCCCUCCCUCCCCAUCAAAUAAAAAUACUGUUGGAUCAAGCCAAUGGCCCAUCUAGUCUGGUGUCCUGUUCUCACACUGAGCAACCAGAAGCCUAUGGGAAUCUCACAAGUAGGACUAGAGCACAACUGUUAAGUUUUGGGUGAACAUAUCAGACGACACAGCGAUUCUUCAAACAGCGCUUGUUUAUUCACAGGCCAGAACAGAACUGAACUGAAGGGUUCAGACAACCUGCUUAUAUAGAGCUCAACUACAAAGCAACAGUAACAACUUUCUGUAACUAUCCAAUCCAACGUCACUUUCAAUUCCUUAUUUGCAUAUGUGGACCUGAGUGAAAACUAUCUACAGUAUCCCGCUGCUGGCCCAGGGUGAGAACUUCAGUAAAUAACAACAACAGUCCACCUGCAAUUCCCAGUACUCACAUGGAAGCUGUCCCUCUGAUGCCAAGUUUUUUUUAACACAUCUAUAAUCCACUGGUAUCCAGAAGGGGAUUGGGUGGAGAGAAGGGUUUUCGCUUGUCUUCUCCCACACAAUACAGUCAAUAUGCUGGGAUCUAUGCUUUUUAUUUAAAAAAAAGGGGGGGGCUUGUGUAUGUCGCUUCGGAUCAGAGCCAAGGUGUAACUGUGCCUGGGUCACCUUUCUUUCAGCUUCUGCAAUGCCUACUCUCCUCCAGGCAUCUUUGGGCCUUUUCCUCUUCCUCUCCCUCCUGAAUUCCAGCUCUGCCUCUGAAGAUGACACCGUGGUGGUGACCAGCAGUGGCCCUAUCAAAGGCAAGCGAGUCCCGGUUGGCUCUGCCUCCGUCACUUCCUACCUCGGUAUCCCUUAUGCUGAACCCCCCCUGGGGAAGCUGCGCUUCCAAAAGCCCCUUCCCCACCAGCCAUGGAGCCAUGUCUUGGAGGUCACCAACUUUGGAAAGGCUUGCUUCCAGACGACCGAUUUUCAAUGGCCUUUCAACAAAAUGUGGGUUGCCAACGCGCCACAUUCAGAGGACUGUCUCUUUCUCAAUGUCUGGAUGCCUCACCCGCGGCCCUCUGCACCGGUUCCUGUCCUUGUCUGGAUCCACGGCGGGGGAUUUCUGGUUGGUGCCAGUUCCUUAGACUUGUACAACGGGGCACAUCUGGCUGCUACUGAGAACAUCAUUGUGGUUUCCAUGAAUUAUCGGCUGGCGUUCUUCGGCUUUCUGUUCCUCCCGCCUGAGGUCCCAGGAAACAUGGGGCUGUGGGACCAACAGCUAGCUCUGAAGUGGGUGAAGGAGAACGCAGCUGUCUUUGGUGGGGACCCUCUUCAGCUGACCCUCUUUGGCCACAGCGCGGGAGCAGCCUCUGUGGGGUUUCACCUCCUCUCACCUGCAAGCCAACCCCUUUUUGCUCGCGCUGUGGUGCAGAGUGGAGCUCCCAAUGCACCCUGGGCUUGGAAGGAUCCUGAGCAUUGCAAGUUGCGCUCCUUGAAAGCGAGUCAGCGGCUGGGCUGCGACGAUCGGAAUCACAGUGUGGCGCUGCGGUGCCUACAGGAGAAGGAAAUGGAUAGGGGAAUGUUCCAACUUUUGAUGCAUCGAUUCUACCCCACCACAGAUGGGGACUUCCUUCUGGAUGAGCCAAGGAAACUUCUGCAGAGUGGGCUCCUUCAGGCAAAACCACUGCUCAUAGGCAUCACCGGCGAGGAUGGGUCUGUCUUUGCACUAAGCGGUCUUUCGGAUCGCAUAGAUGACAGAACGUCAACUUGGGAGCAGCUCUUGGAAGAAACAAUGACAUUGUUCGAAAUGUCUUUGGAAGAAGAUGUUGCCAAGACUGUAGCGCUGAAGUAUGCUGAAGAUGGCCAUGGGCCAGAAAAGUACCACGGGGCCAUGGUCCAACUGUGCAGAGAUUAUUACUUUUUGUGCCCAUUGGCUGAAGCUGCUGAAAAGAUGGCAGCAGGUGGGAGCCCUGUGUACACCUACUCCUUCAACCACCACAUCUCUGGCUCCAUUUGGCAGGAGUGGAUGGGAGCAGCCCAUGGAGUUGAGGUGCCUUACCUGUUUGGAACUCUGUCGUCGCUACAGAGGGUAAAUCAAACAAACACGGAAGCUGACGCCCCUUUGACCCUCAAGAUGAUGCGCUAUUGGGCGGAGUUUGCUAGAAGCGGGUAAGGCAUUCACAGCUCUUGUUCUAGAGCCUCAAACACAACUCAUUCCAUCAACUUGACCCUGGAUGUUCUAGACAUAGUCUGAUAGUCCUUGCUCUGGGCACUCUACAUCCCAAGGUUCUGCCUGAACCUCCCAAGGUCUUUCAUUCCUUUCCUUGGUAUCUUUGACAAGGGCGCUGCCACAUCAAGUUUCAGUAUAGAGGGGCAGGUUUUAGAGAAAAGCUCAAAUGCCUAACUCAGGGAUGGAGAACUUGUGGCCCUUCAGAUGUUGCUAGACUACAACUCUUAUCAUCCUUGACCAUUGGCCAUGCUGGCUGGGGCUGAUGGGAGCUGGAGUUCCCGUCAACAAAUAGCUGGACAGCUGGACAGUUCCCAGUCCCUGUCUUAAACAAAAGACAUGUAUCUUCCUUUGGUGUUUCCCCCCCUUCUUCUCACUGGCAAAGACUCUCUUCCCUGCAAGAGAGGGGAGUGGUUGUGGCCGGGAGCCGGACUAUGCCUCAAGCAGGGGGCGUUUGCCCCCUGCCUCCCACCCACCUGGCUGGCGCCCACGCCCUCGGCCAGGCACCCAACCAGGUGCCUUCAAGGGGGCGUGUACAGCAGCCUAAAUUGCUGCGGCGCCAGCCUCCAGCCCUCACUUUUUGUCAUUCCACUGCGCGGGGUUCGGGUCCUCGAACCACAAACUGCCUGUUAAUUGGAAAAAGCCCCUAGCUCAAUUCCAGGGACAUAGGGGUCCAGUUAUGUAUAAGGAGCUUCCCAAACCAUCUCUUUCACCCUCUUGGGGUCUUGAGACCUUCUGAAGAAACAAAUGCUAUUAAAAAUAAUAAUAGACAGGGAUUUCCCCCCCUGCUCAGUCUGAACUGGCAACCCAGUCAGAUGGGUGAGGUACAAAAAUUAUUAUUAUUAUUAAUAAUAAUAGCUGGCCUUGAUAUGUUUUAAUGUGACUGAUAUGCACUUUUGAUUUGUUUAUCUGUUUUUUAAAAAACCCUACUGAUACUUUAAAAAACAGCAACAUGCUAUAUCAUAUUUUUAUUACCACUGGCAAUUUCAGGGCUAUGGUGGGAUGUGAGUUGAAAUAACCAACUAACCUUUGCAAAAGAUGGUUGAAGAUGGAAUGUCAGCUAUUUUGGCUGACACGUUUGGCACUGAUGAAAUAUGACCAUGAUUUCUAGGCCAUAAGUUGAUUACCAUAGCAGGGUUCUCAUUUGAUUUGAUUUUAUUUUUUGGUUGAUGGAAGGAGAAAAGAAAGCCUCGGAUUAGUUUUUUGGAUUUAGAUUUCCCGGAACUGUUGCCAGAGAUUAAUACACAAGAACAUGUACCUUCUACCCAUGACUGAAUGUUAGGAGCUCUCUCCUGCCAUAUAUAACAAAAAGCACAUAAUCAAAGUGUUGGGGAAUACUUACCUUGGCAAAAACGAAUAGUGUUCCUUUUCCAGGUACAUUAGGGCAAUCAGAGGGAUUUCUGUGGAGCAGGGCUAAUGUUAGCGUGAACCACCAGCUGCAGUGUAUUUCAUAUUGCACCGCUUUGUAUUCCAUAUAGAUUUUUACUAUCUGUAAUCCAAUUGAUUUGCUUAUGUAUUGUUUUAAUUCUAUUAGAAUUUAAUUACUUUUUAAAAACUAUAUUUUAUAUGAUAUUGUAUUUUAUCUCUGUGUGCUUGUUUUUAUUUGUGUAAGCCACAUUGGGUUCUGAUCUGGGGAAAAGGUGGGAUAGAAAUAAAAAUAAUAUAGUGGCCGAGACAGAAUUCCAAAGCACAGUGGAUGGGGAACAAAAUGGAUUGGGCAGAAGAGGACCUACUGGGAAGCUAGACUCACAGGAUCGUAUUUGAUAUAGCUGGCCUCCUAUCUCUAAUGCCAUCUAAUAAAAAGGAAUGGGCCAAAUCUCAUAGGGUUGACUGCCAGCACAAUUCCAAGCAAUGAAAGCGGGGCCCUGAGGAAAUGAGUCAAAUGAUAGGGUUUCACUUAUUUUGUAGUAUGCUAUUAUCGCAGUGUAGACGUGCCAUUUUUGUUUUUAUAAUGCUAUGAGUGAUUUUCUCUCUCUUUGUUUUGUGCUAUUGGUGGCCUUUGGCUUAAAAAGAAGAUUUUGAUCCCUGCGCCACAUUUUAUUUCUCACUGCCACCACCCAGGCCCUACCUGGGCCAAUACUGAGUCCAGUCAGGUUAGAAUUGGAACAUAAACUUCUGUUUAUUUAUUGCAGUUUAACAAGUGUGUGGUUUCAUAAAUGGUAUCGGUCAAUUACAAUCAUAGGGUGCCUAUCCAGACCUAUAACUUCCUCUACCUGCCCUCCCUCACUAAACCACCUCUCAGAUAUUUACUUGUCUUUCCAUCUCCUAACUGUUCCUGACUCAGCUUAUUUCUCUACACUAACUCAACCUACCCACAGACUCUAUCCCAAUUCACUCCCACUCCAACCAACCACCCAACUCCCAACGAACUCCCCUUUCGCACCUCCCAGAGCUGCUUUUAUAGUCCCUCUGACUGCACCCCCUGGGUUCUGAUUGGGUAACUUGUUUAACUAUUUCACCUCCAGCACUCUCAUAUGUUAACGUCACAAUGGCCUUUGGCUUAAAAAGAAGAUUUGGAUCUGGACUGUGGUUUUUUUUUUUUGUUUCCUCCACAGGAACCCCACUGGGUCUGUGCCCAAUGAGGUGCAAUGGCCGCUCUACAAUGCCACAGAGGACAACUUCUUCCACAUCAGCGCAGGGCCACCUGAGAUCAGGAAGCCGUCUCCUGCCCACCACUGCGAUUUCCUGGCAGCUCAUAUAUUCAACUCAACACUCUCAAGUAAGUCCAGGUCCUUUGGCUGAAGAAGUUUGGGCUCAGUUCAUCAACAGUUAGUACUGACUUAGGUCUUGUCACAUUUAUAGUGUUGCUGCAGUGGGGUCCUAUGCCAGUUCCUCUUUGUAGCAUUUUUUGGCAAUAUUUCCAGUGGACAACAAGGCACACAAGAUCUGCCCGCUCUGUCUAUGUCAGAAUCAGCUUUCCUGCUAAGGUAGUGUUACUCUCACCUCUAGAGAUGGGGGAGAAAGUUCACAUUGAAUGGUGAGCCUUCCUAAUUCUCAUUUUUUUGAAACCAUGUGAGGACCAAAACACAGCCACGCUUCAAAAUUUGCACUUCUUUGAAUUUUGUAAUGCAGUUAUCCAGCUGUUCCCGUUAGUGGGAAGUGUGCAUCUAUUAGUGCAAAUAACUUACAAAAUUGCAUUGUUUUGGGGGCAAAUUGUAUUGUAGAAUUGCGUACAAUAGGAGAAAUCUGCAAUACAAUGUUGAUGAAUUUCCAUGAGGAAUUUGUUUUUGGUGUUUUAUUGUGUGUAGGGGGGCAAUGCAAACUGGUGUGGGAAUGUGGAGAAAUGAAGUGAGAAUUGGAAAAAAGGAGAAACUGAAAUUGACAUAUUCAUUCAUCCCUAGUCCAUCUCUUCGGCCUUUUCUUUCAUCUAGCUCUCUUUUUAUGGCUCCUUUGGUGAAAGGCUUGCCAGUUCUUCUCUCUUCCCUAGAGUUAUUGCCUUCUUUUGUAUCAAUGGCAGCCCUUCUCCCUAGUGGCUUAUGUCUGCUUCCUGCACUUCCUUUCACUGCCACCUCUCGCUAUCUAUUCCUCCACUCCCUCCUGCUUCUCCCUGGCUCCUUCCUGCUGACCUCUUGCUCUACCCCACCGGGAUGCAACCAUCUUGGUAAAGGUAAAGGGACCCCUCAACAUUAGGUCCAGUUGUGGACGACUCUGGGGUUGCGGCGCUCAUUUUGCUUUACUGGCUGAGGGAGCCGGCAUACAACUUCUGGAUCAUGUGGCCAGCAUGACUAAGCCACUUCAGGUGAACCAGAGCAGCGCACGGAAACGCCGCUUACCUUCCCGUCUUAGGUAUAAAAAGGUAAAGGUACCCCUGACCAUUAGGUCCAGUCGCGGACAACUCUGGGGUUGCGGCACUCAACCCACUUUAUAAGCCGAGGGAGCCAGCAUUUGUCCGCAGACAGCUUCCGGGUCAUGUGGCCAGCACAACUAAGCUGCUUCUGGUGAAACCAGAGCAGUGCACGGAAACACCAUUUUCCUUCCUGCCGGAGCAGUACCUAUUUAUCUACUUGCACUUUGACGUGCUUUUGAGCUGCUAGGUGGGCAGGAGCUGGGACUGAACAAUGGGAGCUCACCCCGUCGCGGGGAUUCGAACCACCAACCUUCUGAUCGGCAAGCCCUAGGCUCUGUAGUUUAGACCACAGCGCCACCCGCGUCCCUGUCAUCUUAGGUAUACCCCUUUUAAAAUUAUCAAAACUUGGGUAAGGAGGGAGCAGCAGAAGGAAAGGAAUGUACCUCCCCAACUUUUGGUUGAAAGUGAUUGGCUGUCCAUUGUAGAUUCAUUUCAGUUAAAAAUGGAAGUUGAGUUGUACCCAGUCUCUUGCAUGAAGGGUUGUUUGGCUCUCUGUGGACCAUCAUUUUUCCAAUUGCUUUUUUCAUUUUGCAGAAAAAGUCCAAGAAGACUCUUCUGAAUACAUUUUGGAAAAAGAUAUGAAGAAUGAGACCAGAACUUAACACAAAAAAGGCAGAAUGCAAAAAUAGCUUACAUCAAGUGCGAAUGGAACUGAGAGGGUGAAGACAUGCCCAGAAACACUUCAACAAAGCCCUCACUUUGUAGGAUUGGUGCCCAUUUGCAAAUACAAUGGUUUGCUCUUCAUUGUGAGACGAUGUUGAAUGAGAAAUGGAACUUAAUGCCGGGUUAGAACAAGAUAAGCCAUUGGGACCAUCAUUUUCGAAUGCCACCCCAUUUUCCUCCACAACAUCCACAUUUUAAUUAUGAGGGAAAAAAUGACAUAUCCAGCAGCUAUGAAUGAUAGCGGCUUCUUUUCAAUCACUUUUGCUUUAUUCUGCAAGCAACAGGUUAUUUGGCAGCCUGAAUUCACUUCCUGAAUUUUGCAAAGCCUCAUAUAUUGAGGAGCUGUGCCUUGGAGCUAAAGGACAAUUAAUUUCUCAUUGUUACUAUGUUACUGUGUGACAGCAGGGAAGGAAGCUAACUCCAACCCGGUGGUGUCCCUCCCUCCUUGCAUACCUUGAGCACUGUGAUCUGGGUGGAAUUUGAAUCUGUGGGUAUCUGCAGAACGUACAUAGAGCUGAAAGAGGAAGUUGGAAGAAUGACACUCUUUCUCACUUCCUCUUUCAUCUCUAUGUGCUUUUCAAGGCUCAGAUUAAUUAUGCUGGAUCCACUUAGAUCCAUGGGGUCUACAUGACUUAUAAGAUUGGUAGUUCCACAAGGAGUUUCUCUAUGCCCCAGAAUUAUUGCCAUUCACGGUGUCCCCAUGGCCAGAACAGGGACAGGGAAACAUACAUCUCUGUGAAAUCAGGAUGAGAGGCAAGCUGAUGUAGACAUCACGGGGGAAUGGAUGAUGCCGAACGAAGUCUAAAACCAUUUUGUCAGUGUUAGCAUUGUUUUCCUGAAGAUUUCUGGUCCCGAUUAAUUAAUGUAUUGGUUAUUCAAGCACAAGUUCUCCCCAUGUUGCGUUCUCACCUUGUGGUUGGUGGAUCUUCUCUCCUGUUCUUUCCCUACCUUUUGAUCUGUUCUCCUUCCACUCAUCAGUUCCAUUGGUCCUGGGAAUGCUUAUCAAAUGUUCCUGAGGCAACUACUGAAAUCUCCCAGAAGUCAGUUAUUCUCACCCACCACUAGAACAGAACACUCAGUUGCUCCGAUGCCUAUGAAGGGUGCUCAGUUUGCCAGAACAAUUUGAGUUUAUUUCAAAGUCAGGGCAUGUGUGGUACACAUGCAGCUUCCAAAUGAUUGAACUGCAGAGAGCUGGGGGUGGCUCAGAAGUAUAGUUUCUCAAAUGCCAUUCCAAGGCUCCUCUCCUACAUCAAGAACAAACCUCUCCGAGGUGCGUCAAAUGAAACUGAGGUCACACAAAAGAUUAUGGAUAGCUCUGGUUAAACCUUUGUGUACUUCUAGCUGCAUUCGGCACAUGUGAUGUGUAAAUAAAAAUUCUCUUCGAGGCACU
This is a messenger RNA of Podarcis lilfordi (Lilford's wall lizard), 9393 nucleotides long. Lineage: Eukaryota; Metazoa; Chordata; Lepidosauria; Squamata; Lacertidae. The record is from the annotation of a GenBank genome assembly.